GUGUUAUGAGCGCACUUGAACACCGCACACACCGCCAGCUAUGAGCUCCAGACCGAGCGCCAUCUGACCCGUGAAACUUGCUCAGCCGUGAGAUUGAGGUGGACAAACAUGACGGAAAGGUUCGUGGUUUUGCCCGUGUCUCAGUGCUGUGACAUCGAGGAGCCGGAGCUGAAUUAUCUCCAUAAUAACCAGGAGCUCUUACCUGUGUUUGGAGGUGUGGGUGAUUUAGAUGAACCUGAGGUUGUUCCCAUCCUCCAGUACAACAGAGAACCUAACAAAUACGGUGAUGGAAACCCCAAGGAAAGCAGUCCUUUCAUCAACUCAGAUAAUGACAAGGGAAGCCUAUACGAUGGAAAAAACAUGGCACUGUUUGAGGAAGAGAUGGAUAGCAACCCAAUGGUGUCAUCGCUUCUCAGCAAACUGGCCAAUUACACCAACCUUACACAGGGGGUUCGGGAACAUGAGGAGGCAGAUGAAGAGGAGAGUGCAAAGAAAAAAACUGUCAAAACGAGACCGCAGAUGGGGACGUUCAUGGGCGUCUACCUGCCCUGCCUUCAGAAUAUCCUGGGGGUCAUCCUGUUUCUGCGAAUGACCUGGAUUGUUGGAACUGCAGGCAUUCUGGAGGCCUUUAUCAUCGUAUCCAUGUGCUGCUGUUGUACAAUGCUCACAGCCAUAUCUAUGAGUGCCAUUGCUACAAACGGAGUAGUUCCAGCUGGUGGAUCCUAUUACAUGAUCUCUAGGUCUCUGGGUCCAGAGUUUGGAGGAGCUGUAGGACUGUGUUUCUAUUUGGGUACCACAUUUGCUGGAGCCAUGUACAUCCUUGGUACUAUUGAGAUUCUUUUGUCCUACAUAGUGCCCAGUGCUGCCAUCUUUAAGGCAGAGGAGAAGGAGUUUGAAGCAGCGGCCAUGCUGAACAACAUGCGAGUGUAUGGCACCUGCUGCCUCGCCGUGAUGGCAUUGGUGGUGUUUGUUGGAGUGAAGUAUGUCAAUAAGCUAGCGCUGGUCUUCCUGGCCUGUGUUAUCCUCUCUAUUUUGGCCAUCUAUGCUGGUGUCAUAAAGACCAUCUUCGAGCCACCAGUCUUUCCGGUCUGCUUGCUGGGAAAUCGCACACUCCAAAACCAAGACUUUGAUAAGUGUUUAAAGACUGAGAUCAUUAAAAAUGCUACUGUGACCACAAAGCUGUGGUCUCUCUUCUGUGACUCCCCUCAUCUCAAUGCGACCUGUGACGAUUAUUUCACAAAAAACAAUGUUACGGAAGUGCCGGGAAUUCCUGGCCUCACCAGUGGUGCCAUCUCAGAGAACAUGUGGUCGAGCUACGGCCAUGCUGGGGUGCUAGUAGAGAAAAAGAUGGAGUCUGUGGCAGUGUCCGAAUUGACUCAUGACACCUCCUUACCCUAUGUACUCAACGACAUUGCCACCUACUUCACUCUACUGGUGGGCAUCUAUUUUCCUUCAGUCACUGGUAUCAUGGCUGGAUCCAACCGCUCUGGAGAUUUGCGGGAUGCACAGAGAUCCAUUCCAAUAGGAACCAUUCUUGCCAUAGCAACUACUACCUUCAUCUACCUCUCUUGUGUAGUCCUCUUCGGUGCCUGCAUUGAAGGAGUGGUUCUUCGAGAUAAGUUCGGAGAUUCAGUGAAGAAGAACUUAGUGAUUGGUACUUUAUCAUGGCCCUCUCCAUGGGUGAUCGUGAUUGGCUCAUUCUUCUCCUGCUGUGGGGCCGGUCUGCAGAGUCUCACCGGCGCCCCUCGGCUGCUGCAGGCCAUCGCACGAGAUGGCAUUGUGCCUUUCUUGGAGGUGUUUGGCAAAGGAAAAGCGAACGGUGAACCUACAUGGGCCCUGCUGCUUACUGCAGGUAUCUGUGAAAUCGGCAUUCUCAUCGCCUCACUGGAUGCUGUGGCUCCCAUCCUGUCCAUGUUCUUCUUGAUGUGUUAUCUGUUUGUGAAUCUGGCCUGUGCUCUUCAGACCCUCCUGCGCACCCCUAACUGGCGGCCUCGCUUUAAGUUUUAUCACUGGAUGCUGUCUUUCCUAGGAAUGAGCCUGUGUCUUUCCCUGAUGUUUAUUUCCUCUUGGUACUAUGCCCUGGUAGCCAUGGUCAUCGCUGGCUGUAUCUACAAAUACAUCGAGUACAGAGGAGCUGAGAAGGAGUGGGGCGAUGGCAUCCGUGGACUGUCGCUCAAUGCGGCUCGUUACGCUCUCAUUCGGCUGGAGGAAGCACCGCCACACACUAAAAACUGGAGGCCUCAGCUGCUGGUGCUGGUGAAACUAGACUCGGAGCUGAAAGUGAAGCACCCUCGUCUACUCUCUCUCACCACGCAGCUGAAGGCAGGUAAAGGGCUCACCAUUGUGGGCUCUGUGCUGGAAGGUACUUACCUCACCAAGGAUACAGAAGCCAAGAGAGCUGAGCAAAACAUUAAAGUAGCCAUGACUGCAGAAAAGACCAAGGGCUUCUGUCACGUGGUGGUGACAUCCAACCUGCGUGAUGGUAUCUCACACCUAAUCCAGUCAGCCGGGCUCGGGGGCAUGAAGCACAACACAGUGCUGAUGGCAUGGCCGGGUUCCUGGAAACAGUCCAACGACCCUCUCUCAUGGAAAAACUUUAUAGAGACUGUGCGAGAGACCACAGCGGCUCAUCAGGCUUUGCUGGUAGCUAAGAACGUGGACAACUUCCCUCAGCAGGAGCGGCUACGAGAAGGCACCAUAGAUGUUUGGUGGGUGGUUCAUGAUGGAGGAAUGCUGAUGCUCCUGCCCUUCCUGCUCCGCCAGCACAAGGUGUGGAGGAAGUGCAAGAUGCGCAUCUUCACCGUAGCUCAGAUGGAUGAUAACAGCAUCCAGAUGAAGAAAGAUCUUCAGAUGUUCUUGUACCACCUUCGGCUUGAUGCCGAGGUUGAGGUUGUUGAAAUGCACGAAAGUGAUAUCUCGGCUUUCACCUAUGAAAAGACCCUGGUUAUGGAGCAGCGAUCCCAGAUGCUGAAGCAGAUGCAUCUCUCCCGGACAGAGAGGGAGAGAGAGAUUCAGAGCCUCACUGACGAAUCUCGUAGCUCCAUUCGGAGGAAGAACCACACUCGGGCUCAGAGCUCGGGCUCAAGUAACCAAGGUGCUGCACUGGAAGACGAAAUGGAGAAUGAGGCGCAGCUCAUUCACGAUAAGAACACAGCAUCCCAUGCUGCUAUUAACGACAAAGCUGAUGCCACUCCUGACCGGGUACACAUGACCUGGACCAAGGAGAAAUUUAUUGGGGAACGCAAUCGCAACCGGGAGCAAAACGCCAGCAUGGCUGUGCGGGAUAUUUUCAAUAUGAAACCAGAGUGGGAGAGUCUCAACCAGUCAAACGUGAGGCGCAUGCACACGGCCGUAAAGCUGAAUGAAGUGGUGCUGAACAAGUCGCAGGAUGCUCAGCUGGUCCUUCUCAAUAUGCCUGGGCCACCCAGAAACCGUCAAGGAGAUGAGAAUUACAUGGAGUUCCUGGAGGUUUUGUUAGAAGGUCUUAACCGGGUCCUGUUGGUGCGUGGUGGUGGGCGAGAGGUUAUAACCAUUUACUCAUAACUGCCUUGCUGUUCCAGCUGUAUUUGAAUAGCAUUAAUGGUGAAGCUGGGAAUGGGAUGGUGGCAUUAUGGAGGACUGGUGUUUCUGGACAGACUGUGCAGUUUUGGCCUUGAAGUAAAAAGGGAGGCAGAUGAUCCUCCCCAGAGGAACCACAGAAGGCCAAGGGACAAACAAGCACACCACAACUAAUGGCACUCAUUUCCUUUCUAUGUUCAUUUUAUUUUGUGAUUCGUCUUUUGCCCCUACCUUUAUUGUCUGUCUCUGUUCAGUGAAGGAUAUAUCAGUAUAUGCUGUGUUCUGAUUGUUAGCAUUUUCCAAAGGCAUUGAUUCCUCUAUUCGAGGUUUACGUAAGUUUGUUAACACAGCCAUGUCUGAGCAUCUUUAAAUUGUAAUUAUUUUCUGUAUGUAUUACAGAGUUUUUAAUGGGACGGGUAGAACUAGAGUUACUCUUGCUCUCGGUGUGCCGCUCAUGACGAGGGCCGUAAUAAACACCACAGCAGCACUACGUGGUGUUAUAACAAAGCCUGGCUAGCUGUUCCGCAGCCAUUCUACCUUACGAUCAUAAGAUUAGGUUAGUUAGAAGCAGCAAUAGUCACACUCAAAAAGGCUCUUUAGAGCGAUGCCAUUGAAGAAUUUCUGUUUCCCUGAAGAACAGACCCUUCAUUUUUUUAAACUAUUUAAUUUAUUGACACUAAAAAUAAUAAUAAUAAUAAUAAUAAUCAUUUUUAACAACUAAGAUGCUUUAAUAUAAUGGUAGCAUUUAUGGUGGGAAUUUCUUCCUAUGGCAUUAUUCUUAAGAACCUUUUGUCACCUUUGUCACACAUUUUUCUUUAAUGUUUAUAGUCAAAUCCUCAUAGUUCAGUCAUUCUACAUUAUCCUUUGUGAUCUGCACCAAGUUUAGAAAUAAGAUAUAAAUUUUCAACUAGUUAGUAUUUAUUUGUUUUGUGUUUAGGACUAGCUGUAGUGUCUUUGCCAAAGUUUUGUUGUUUUUCUAUUGUAUUUUAUUUACAUGGAUACAUGCAAUAAUUUUGGUUUCUUCAUUACAUCUCAUUGCAUAAUAUUAUCUAGCUGCUUAAAGGUUUAUUAUGUUGAUAUUUUGUAUUACUUGAGGUGGUAACUAAGUCUCAUAGAAAAAAAAGUUGCAGGAACAUAGCCAUAAUACUUUGCACAAAAAACCCAGACAAUCUUGAUUUUAGUCGAUUUGAAGUUACCAAAUAUUUUUGGAUCCUGCUGUUGAAUAAGACUCCCGUAAAUGUCAUCUAGUGGAUCAUAAUGUUUUAAGCUGGCAGCAAAGUUACAACUAAAGCCGUAUUCCUGUAUAUACAGUUGUAACUGCCUUGACAUCUGUACGUUAGUUUGACUUUUUUAAUGAGAGGACCAGCAAGUUUUAAAUGCUGGGCCUCAUAAUGUUUUAGUAGUGACAAUUGUACACACUAGAAGAGUAUAGGCAUUUCAGAAUCCAGGCUACAAGUCAUAAUACGUCAUAUUUACCGUAACAUAAAGUUGGAGUGAGCAUAACUAUAGUCCAUGUGCUCAUAGGUUUUGUUUUUAGUUGUUGUUUUCUUCCCCAGCACCAGUUCAGUUUAAAUGUUAAAGCCAGAUUCAUAGGAAAUCCUGUUUUUGUUUAGGAAGAAAAAAUUUUAUGUUUUUAACUUUUAACAUUGUCUUUUGUAUCAAAGUAUGAUUUGUGCCAAAAAUGUACAGGAAGGUAGGUGUGUGUGUGUGUGUGUGUGUGUGUGUUAGGUGUUUUCACAGUCACGCACAGUAGAUGGAGAAAACGUGUAUGUGUAAGACGACAUCCUUUUAAGAAUAUGUUUCUGUAAUUUCAGCUUAAAUGGCUUGAAUUGUUUUCCUGUCAAUAAGGUCAGAAACGUGGCCACGAGAGCAAGUCUAGAUUCCCUAACCAUCUCUGAAGGUUUUUGCAAGUAUCCAGUGCUAUUCAAGCCUGUGUGGUGAAAAAGGGAUACAUCACUGUAUACAUUUGAACAGUCUCUUUUUGUUUGGUUGUUUUUUUAGCUGUGCAGUAUUUUAUAACCUGAACAUCGUAUUUUCUACAGUGCAUAGUGACAGAACUGGCCAUAGAAAGGGAAUCCCAACAGAUGGAUUUUGAUGAAUUGGGACUCUCUUUUUUGUGGAGUUUAACAUCCAUGUUUCUAUCCAUGUACUAGUUUACUUAGUCUUAUUGUGUUGUCUGUUGUCAUAGUCUCUGCACUUCAGUUAUGUUACUCUAAGUGUUACUGUAUGUUUAAAUUUAGUGAAAUUUGGGAAGAGCUCUAAGUGUGUGUGUUUUUGUCUUUUUUUUUUUUUUUUUUUUCUUUUUCUGUCCCCUAAACCAAUAGGAACAUGACAUGCAAUGCUCUUCUGGUUCCUUUGGUAGAACUUUAUUAUGGGACCAGGACAAUAAAUGGGCUCCAGCAAUUCUAAGAAUGGUGUUUAUCAAAAAUUGAACAUUAGCAUCAACGAUUUGGUGUGAAAGUGGGUUUAACUUUUAAAGUGUUUACCGAGGUGAGACGGCUAAAAAAGAAAUGAUGAUGAUGAUGAUGAUGAUGAUGAUGAUGAACUGAUAAGCCAUGGAACUAGUAACUGAUAGGAUUUAUUGAUAUACUGCUACAUUAAGAUCAAUGACACACAGUGUGGAGAGUUUAACAAACCGUGCCUCAUUAGUUUUUUAGAAAAAUUCUAAUUGUUUGUGUUUGCUUUAGCCUGAUUCUAAUUGAGAGAGAAGAGAGGUGUGUGUGUGUGUGUGUGUGUGUGUGUGUGUGGUUGUGUGUGUGCGCGCGUUAGAGAGAAAGAAAGUAUACUGUAAGUGGAAUAUCUAGAUUCAGUGAAAUAUAUAGCAGACUGAUUAAAAAUCCACAGAAAAUCAUCUCAGAUCAUGAAAUCCAAAGUCACCCAUCAUUCUGCUUUAAAAAAGGCAACCCUAGGUCUCACAUCCACUGUGAUGAACAGAUGGACACGGUCGACCAAAACCUGUACUAGCCUUGUGCAUAUUAUAUAAGUGAGGCUCCAAGUGUAGCACAUGUGGAUGCACAGUAGCGGAAAGUAGCCCUUUAAAUUACAUGUGUGCCUCAGAAUAAUUUAAAUUAAACAACUGAAAUGUA
Molecule: messenger RNA, 6644 nt
Organism: Tachysurus vachellii
Lineage: Eukaryota; Metazoa; Chordata; Actinopteri; Siluriformes; Bagridae
Gene: slc12a7b
Product: solute carrier family 12 member 7b
Exons: 26
Coding region: 109-3543 (1144 amino acids)
Biological process (GO): chloride transmembrane transport; chloride ion homeostasis; potassium ion homeostasis
Cellular component (GO): membrane
Molecular function (GO): potassium:chloride symporter activity
Source: RefSeq, a predicted model, not a curated record